GAUCCAUUGGCUUGGUUCCCCAUCCCCGACCCAAGCACGACAACGGGCUUUGACGGUGCCAAAACUCCGCAAUUUUCGUGGUAGCUAAUUAAACCCGCCAGCGCCUCUUUGCUUCGAGUUAUCGCAGAAACCGACUUUUGCCCGCACCACCCGACCUUAGCCCCGAACCGACGCAGCGAAAACGAGCUUCCGAGAAGUGAAACGGGCAAACAAGAGGACCGACGUUCUCGUUUAAACCUGCCGUCUGCCGUCUGCCGUCUGGCUGCCCCCCACGAACCAACCGAUCGACUUGUUGACAUCAUGGCCGACGACCCGCACAACACAAGCGACAUUUCGGAUCAUGCCGAACCCGCCGCCGCCGCAAAGGAGGACGCCGAGACCACCGCCGCACGGCGUGAGCUAAAGCAGACCACGAUUUCCGAGAAGCGGGGGCGCGAGGCCGUGCAGCUCUCGCAGGACGACAAGAGUGCCUCGGAAGACGAAGCGCCCAAAUCCAAGUCCCGGCGGAUCACACCGCCCAUCAGCCUAAGUGCGUCGAACGACGACAUUUUGAGAGCGCAGAUUUCCUCGCCCAAGAAAAAACGAGCCCACGAUGAGGUCGACGAGAACAAGGAUGUCGCCGAGGCUCCGCUUGGAGGAACGCCCGACAAGGCUGCCAGUCCAACAAUGGUGCAGAACAGGACGAACCGGUCCGAGCCCGAGAAGAAGCGACCACGGGACCGCCAAGCAAGUGCAUCCGCGGUGCAGGGCGGAAAGGAAGAAGUGGAGCCUCUCUCUGCCAGCGCAUCACCGAGGUCGAGCAUGGAGCAACUAGAAGCACGAGACUCGCCCGCCACAUCCGAGACAACGCGGCCCAAGCAAACAUCAACUUCAGCGUUUGCCAGCUCCGGCUUUGCAAAACUGGCGGCCUCGUCAACCUCGCCGUUCGGUAGCUUUGGUGGAUCGGGGAAGCCCAGCUUGUUCGGCUCAUCGUCAGGCUCCUCCUCCCUAGGCGGUGUUCUCGGCGGCUCCAAGCCAGCCGCCCCCUCAGCACCACCGAAACUUAGCUUCGGCGGAGCUGCCGCUUCGUCUCCAUUCGCCGGGUUAAAUGGGCAGGGCACCGGCGGUGCGUCGAUGUUCAAGUCGAGCCCCUUUGCGAGUUCUUUCGGCGGCAGUGCCCUGUCAGGGCCGCGCAUCAACUUUGGCAAACCCGGCGAGGUUCUUAAGAGCGACAAGCCGGCAAAGCCAUUCGGCGCGCCAGACAGCGACGCUGAGGACAAGUCGGAGGAGGAGAGCAACGGAGACGAGGACGCUAAGGGCGAUGCCUCGUCCGACGAUGAGGGUAAAGAGGAGGAGAGGAGCAGGGAGGCAUCCAAGGGGGUUGAGGACAAGAAGAAGCCCAAGUUGCAGAAGAUCGUGGUUGACGACGGCGAGAGCCAGGAGGUGACUCUUUUCUCUGUGCGGGCGAAGAUGUACCUCAUGGAGAAGGAUGUCGGGUGGAAAGAGCGUGGCGGGGGUAUGCUCAAGAUCAACGUACCCAAGUCGACUGUCGACCUGGACGAUAAUGGGGUGCCCGACCCGACCUCCUUCGACGCCUCUGUUCUAGCAGACGAAGACGACGACCAGCUAAAGCACGUCCGCCUCCUCAUGCGGCAGGACCACACCCUACGUGUCAUUCUGAAUACCGUCCUUUUGCCGGCCAUGAAGUUCCAGGUUACCAACCGGCUCAAGACGUCGACGGUGGGGUUUACCGCAUUUGAAGGGGGCGUGGCGCGCCAAGUGCAAAUGAAGCUGAGCGAGGUCAAUGCCACGGCAUUCUCACAAAUGGUGGAGAUGUUGAAGAAACAGCUUGCCGAUGUAUAGGCACGGCCCUGGCGGCCGACUACGACGUACUUUCUCGACAGGAUAACCGCAGUCCUUAUUCCCUUCCCUUUGUUUGGGCACGCAAGAGAGCCUGACCUGAUUACAAUUUGUUGGUGAGGGGGGCCAUCGGGGGGAAGGUGGUUAGCAUGCAUUUUAGGUAAAAGGAGGGUGUUGGUGGCAUUGGGACGUUACCUUCGACUGGCCUGGCGGGGGCGUUCUUUGCGAGAAGGGGCCCAAAAGAACUACGUUACCAACCUACGGAUAGUGGGUUCUUCAUGGGAGGUGUCUGUCAGGUUUUGUCGGUUUUUUCUGUACCUAUAAACUACUUACAACGGUUGGAUGGCCCGUCGCCUGUCCUAGGUAGCACUGGGAUGCCAGAGUGCGCUUUAUCUUGGGGCACUAGACGGGGCAGCACCAGACAGGCGGCGGGCGACGGAAACAGCUGUAUCCUUAUUAACGCAAUCGUGUCGAAUAAAGCACUUGUCGAAGUUA
Messenger RNA from Chaetomium fimeti, 2334 nucleotides. RefSeq lists its product as uncharacterized. Gene Ontology annotation, molecular function: GTPase activator activity. Lineage: Eukaryota; Fungi; Ascomycota; Sordariomycetes; Sordariales; Chaetomiaceae. Gene Ontology annotation, biological process: intracellular transport. The coding region runs from base 301 to 1842 and encodes 513 amino acids. The transcript is spliced from 4 exons. Gene Ontology annotation, cellular component: nuclear pore; cytoplasm. The record is from RefSeq and is a predicted model, not a curated record.